Messenger RNA from Hemiscyllium ocellatum (epaulette shark), 6016 nucleotides. It is a transcript of the gene tent4a, whose product is annotated as terminal nucleotidyltransferase 4A. The record is from RefSeq and is a predicted model, not a curated record. Gene Ontology annotation, biological process: RNA 3'-end processing. The coding region runs from base 95 to 2491 and encodes 798 amino acids. Gene Ontology annotation, cellular component: nucleolus; TRAMP complex. NCBI's taxonomy places the organism in Eukaryota, Metazoa, Chordata, Chondrichthyes, Orectolobiformes, Hemiscylliidae. Gene Ontology annotation, molecular function: mRNA binding; poly(A) RNA polymerase activity. The transcript has 13 exons.
UUUGGGGAGGGGGCGGGGAGGGUGGGAAAAGAAGAGAGAUUUCCUCGGUGUGCGUGGAGAGAGAGAGAGGGAGAGAGCGAUCGAUCACCAUUUAAUGGAUCCGCGGGUGGCUUGGAUUCAGCCGGAGCAGAAGGGACCCGCCAAUGCCUUGUGGAUGCAAAUCUGGGAAACCUCUCAAGGAAUCCGGAGCAGUUCAGGUCACCAUCAUCUGCUGCAUCUGAACUCGCCAGCACUGGACAGCAAACCCAAUGGUGGCGGCGGCGGCAACCUUAACCUCACCAGCAGCAACUCCGGCCCCGCUGCCCCCUCCAGCAGCCCGGCCUGCGGCGCCGGGGACGCGCAUCGGACUCUAGGCCCUCCCGCAGCCGCCGCCGCCGCAGCAGCCGCAGCCGGCCCCGACAUGGGCACCGGGCCCGGCUCGGCCCCGGGCAGCGGGGACGUUCGCAGGGGGUCGCAGAAAUCGUCUUCGGCCUCGUCGUCCUCCUCGUCGUCGCCUUCCCCUGAUUCCGGUACCGGCGGCUCCUCUUCGUCGUCGUCGUCCUCCUCCUCUUCCUCCUCCUCCUCCUCCUCCUCCUCGGGCAGGACUAAAGCCGGCUCCGGCUCGUACUUCAGUCACAAUUUCACCGAGAUGAACGGCGGUGGCGGCGGCGGGAGCAACUUUGUGAAGAGCAACAACUACCACAAUAGCAAUCUGAAGAGCCUGGUGCUCGGAGGGAGGAGGAAGAGGGAGAACAAGGCGAGCACUUACGGCAUAAACUACAUGCUGAGCUCCAGCAAUGGAAACUACUACAGUGGGACCCCCUGGAAAACCAUGAAGUACAACACCGGGGUGGCUGGUCUCCAUGAAGAAAUCAUGGACUUCUACAAUUUUGUGUCACCGCGCCCUGAAGAGGAAACCAUGCGUAAAGAAGUAGUGAAACGGAUAGAAUCUAUUAUCAAGGAACUUUGGCCAGCUGCCGAUGUUCAGAUUUUUGGGAGUUUCAGUACAGGACUAUACCUCCCGACUAGUGAUAUAGACUUGGUAGUUUUUGGGAAAUGGAAGAACCCACCUUUGCAGUUAUUAGAGCAAGCACUACGAAGACGGAAUAUUGCUGAGCCACAUUCUAUUAAAGUACUUGACAAAGCUACAGUACCAAUUAUAAAACUGACUGACCAGGAGACAGAAGUCAAAGUAGACAUCAGUUUCAAUGUUGAAACUGGUGUGAAGGCAGCUCAAUUUAUCAAAGACUUUGUUAAGAAUUACCCAGUAUUGCCUUAUUUAAUACUGGUCUUAAAACAAUUUCUUCUUCAGAGGGAUUUAAAUGAAGUCUUUACUGGAGGAAUUAGUUCUUACAGCCUCAUUUUGAUGGCUAUUAGUUUCCUACAGUUGCAUCCGAGGAUCGAUGCUAGAAGGCCUAGUGUAAACCUUGGAGUUCUACUGGUAGAAUUUUUUGAACUAUAUGGGAGACAUUUUAAUUACUUGAAAACUGGUAUUAGGAUAAGAAGUGGAGGUUCUUAUGUUGCCAAAGAUGAAAUCAUGAAGAACAUGACCAAUGGAUAUAGACCCUCUAUGUUAUGCAUUGAAGAUCCUCUGGUUCCAGGAAACGAUGUGGGGAGAAGUUCGUAUGGAGCCAUGCAAGUCAAACAAGUCUUUGACUAUGCAUACAUUGUUCUUAGCCAUGCUGUUUCACCACUGGCAAGAUCUUAUCCAAACAGAGAUUCUGAGAGCACUCUUGGACGUAUAAUCAAAGUGACUCAAGAAGUCAUAGAUUAUAGAGAGUGGAUCAGGAAGAAAUGGGGUGCAGGAAAGAUUCUUGGAUCACCUGAUUGUGAUAAUGGUGUUAAGAUUGAACCAGUGGAUAAGGCUACUGGUAACAUCAUCAGAGAACAGCAGCAAAGCAGAGAUUCUGAAUCUCACUAUAACCAAGCAUCACCAAUGUCUCUGUCCAGUCCACAGCAGCUCUCCUCUGCCUCAUCAUCUUCAGCUUCAUCACUGUCUGGAAGUGAUAUAGAUUCUGACUCUACUCCAUGCACAACUUCAAACCUUCACCACUUUGGUGUCCCAGCAUUAGCUCCUUUGAUGGCAACUUUAGCACCUACACUACCUAUCCCAAGUGGGAAACCACAGACAAACAUAACAAGUGCAUUGAUAGUGACUUCAAAUACUCAGGCUAGGAUUGGUGUCUCACCAGCCAGUAUUGGUGUUUCUACACACCCUGCACUUCCUUCCAGGCAGGUUUGUAUUGAAGGAGCACCACUGAAUCCUGUCACUGCUGUAUACCCUAUUCCCCCUACUGCAUCCCCUAGCCUUCUGCCAAGUCUGUAUAUACAUCACAAGCAGCACAGUGGCCCCAAAUAUUCGGUGAAGGGACUCCAUAAUCAAGGCUCCAAUCACAAUACAGUGGGUGGCAUGAAGCAGCCAGUCAUUCACAGGGGGCAUAACCAAUAUAAUCGCAACACAAAAAGAAGAAAACAGACACGGGACCCAAUAACUGUUAGUUUAAGUCGAUAAGGUGUGUGAAACCAUUAAAUAUCAUCCUCAGUCUUCACAUAAAAAAGGAAUGAUCUUGGCAUCAGACUGGAAAUAAAGACCAGCAUUUAACUGCAGUUAGUGGGUAUAGGUAAUAUCUACAACUGGCUGUUUGCAUGUGUCCGAUAUGCAGUUGGACUCCAUUUUGCAGAACAUAUCAUCUUGUGCUAAGUAUUUGUGAAGCCUUAUUGAAUAUGGAGGUUUUGCUUCCCAUAGUUUUCAAAUCACUGCUGGAACGGCUCUGGUGAUAGACCCGCAAGAGCUUGAGCUUUCACCACAACAUUCUGCAGAUGAUGGGCACUUCCUGCAAUUCUUCACAAGCAGAGGCAAAUUUAGGGAUACUUUAAUCCAAGAUUCGUUCUUGUGGCUGACCUAGAUGGACAUUUUCAUGGCAAUUAUUUUUGCCGCUUCUUACUCAUUGUUUCAUACAUAUAUCAGAACUUUUUACUCUGUACAUAUUGUAUUAUUUGUGCAAUAACUGUUUUUCAAAAGUUUUUAUUUAAUUUUCAUAUGAUGUUAUUAUCACAUGUUUAAGUUAUAUUUAAGUGAAAGAGGGAAACAUUUUGAAGUUUACAAAUCCUUUCCCAGGUUGCAUUAUCUAAGUUUAUAGAGGAUUCUUAGUUUGGCAGGUUUGAUAUUUAAGCUGAGUGUGCUAACACCAUAAGGGAUUUUGUUGAGUAGUUCUGGCUCCUUGAUUCACUGCAUAAUACUCAAUACUAACCAGAAGUUUUAAGGGAAUUUAGCGCAACUGGAACCAUCUUUUCUUCUGCUUGUUCAUUAUUUGUGUUUUAGGCUGCGUUUUCUCAGGGUCUGUUUAUAUAGUCACCUUGAAUCUUUAACUUCUGAUUUGAAUAAGAGCCAGGAACGCAAGCCUUGCAACACUGAAGAGGCAUACUCAAACAAAACAAAAUGUGUGUGAACUGGGAGAACUUUGUUCCGUGUUUAAGUUCACGCUAGUCAUAACAAUGUAACCUGUUGAUGUUGGGGUCCAGAUGGCAUUUAUGAAUGAUGUUCCCAGCUAACAGAAUGUGGUGGAAGGAAUUAUGUUGAUUCUAUUAAGGAAUCUGUAUACCAGUAUGCGUAUGUUCUAUUAGGAGCAAAAAAGAAAAAGUACUUCAUCUGCUGUAUGCAUUUGUAGGGAGUGUUUUGAUGCAGUAUUGCAGUCGACAGCAAAGAGUUUAACCAUCUAUGUUGCUGGCACUUAAUGGAAAUUACUGAUGCAUACAGUUAGACUAUGCAAGAUUUUUUCAUGACAACCACUGUUUUUUGUUACCUUUUUGGAAGAGAGAAAAAUUACAGCCUGCCUAAGCCCUACGUUUUAACGAAUGUACCACAGUUGUCCUAGGAGAUUUGUCAUGCCUUCUGUAUUGCCUGAAUUAGGUUGAAAUUUAAACGUGACAAUAUCUCGAGAAUGGGUGCUAACCCAACUAAACACUAAAGUGGAUGAUGUCCACUCAUGGAGGUGGUUUUGUUUUGAGAUAAUGUUGCCAUGACAUUCAGGAAUUUGUAGGAAAACACUUGGAAAAUUUUCAAGUUGUUUAGACGUUUUCAGCAACACAAUACAAGAAUAUUUCAUCUGUAAAAUGUUACUGCUUUAUCAACGUGUAAUAUUGAGAGCUCACUGCUAAAGUUUUCUGUUGCAUGCUAUUGACUUGUUUAGCUAGUGUGCUUUAUAUUCGAGAGCAUUCCAGUAAAGUCCACACUUUGUCUUUGUACAUACUGUAAUUUCAUGAAAAUAAUGGGGAACUGCAAAAUUAUUUCGCAAUGGGUCAAAUUUGUAGGACUUUACAGAAGUAACCUUUAAAUUUAACAAAAUUGCCCCUGUGAAAAUGGAAAUUAUCAUCCAGUGGAAACUCCAUAACGCUCUAAAGUAGGUCUUAUACUUUCCAAUAUAACUAACACAAAAAUAAACUCGAGCAGCUAUGAAAUCUGUGCUGAUAUCAGUGUCUGUAUUAAAAUAACAGCAAAUGCUGUACAUCUGAAACAAACAGAAAUUACUGGAGAAACUUAGCAGGUCUAGCAGCAUUUGUGAAGAGAAAAUUGUUAACAUUUCGAAUCCAGUGAUCUGACCCUUCUUCAGAGAGUUGUUUUAUCUCUGCAGUUGCUGCCAGACAUGCAGAGCUUCUGCAGCAAUUUCUGUUUUUGUUUAUUUGCAUUAUAAAUCCAUUGCAACACUCGUGAUUAGUUUAGUUUAUUUUAUUUAUUCCGUCAUCAAAUAUUCUGAACAAGAUAUUUCUGUUCAUUCGAACUCUAGAAACUUGGCUAUAAUGUAAGGCUGCAUGGCUUAACAUUCCAGCCCUGAGAGGAUUUUUAGGGCAAAAGUUUGGAUAUUGUGUUCUCUGCUUUAGGCAUAAUUAUUCAUUCCAUGCAUUGGAACACUUCUACAAUCAGUAUCCCAUUUACCCCUGCUGCUACCUUGAAAUUGAGCAUUUAGUUGAAGCAGAGAAUUCUGAUUUCAGCAUUGGAGCUUCACUGUACCAGUGACUAACUUGAGUUCUCAUUUGCCUUCAGAAUUGUGGAUUAUUGUCCCUAUUCUCCAGUAAUACCAGUUAGCUCUGUAACUGACAUAACUGGACAGAAAAUGAAUAUGUCUCUGCACAAGUUUCUACACUAAAAUAAAGCAACCACAAAAUUAGGAUGAUUUAUCUUGCACAAAAAUAUACUUCAUUCUUAUAUAAAGAAAAAACUGUAUCUUGGACACUACUUUUCCACAAAAUGCACGAAGUUCAAAUGAUUAUACCGUUGAACUUUAAGGGCAUAAACCAUGGAAGUGAGAUAUGGAGAUUUUUUUAGCUUUUCACGAACAUCAGUGGAAAAAAUAUUCACUAUGCUACGUUGAUUAGUGACAUUUUGAAGUGCAUACAAAAUGGACCAGUUGCUACCUUAUGUUGAAUUUGGGCUCCCCAUUGGCAUUGCUACUCUUGUUUAUUCACACAAUCUUCUGAAUUUUGCAAAGAAUCAUUUUAACACACUAAGUCAUAAAUUCUGAUUUUAUUUUUGGACAGGCUUUUGUAAUUAAAAUCUACCAAUUUCAGAUGAGGUGGGGAAGAAUUAUUUUUAUGAAAUUACUGUACAAGGUAACAGUUAAGUCAUACUGGCAAUCCCAGCAAACACUACAGCUCAAACCAAAGCUUUAAAUGAUAAAGGUAAAUUUGUGCUGAAAGGUUUUCUAUUGGUGCAUAACAUCUAGUUAUUUAAGCUUCAGCAAAGGUAGAAACACAUUACUUUGUAGCAAUUUGGUUUAUGCAAUUAAUAUCUGAAAGUGCUGUGUAUUUUGUGGUGCUGGAUAACCAUCUGUAUCAUGUUCAAGUUCUGUCAUGGUGAACAAUGAUUUGGCCUGACUACCACUGUGGGGUUGUACGUUUUAUACGUACAAAAGGAAUCGUGUUUAGGACUCUACUGGGGCAAGUAAAAAUUGAACAUUUUUUAUGUAUAGUUUUCUAUUCUUUGAUUAUUUUUAAUAAACUUACUGAAACAAUUGUAUUUGAUUAUACAUAUAUAAAUGUG